Molecule: messenger RNA, 3611 nt
Organism: Eriocheir sinensis (Chinese mitten crab)
Lineage: Eukaryota; Metazoa; Arthropoda; Malacostraca; Decapoda; Varunidae
Product: C-type mannose receptor 2-like
Exons: 21
Coding region: 534-3611 (1025 amino acids)
Molecular function (GO): signaling receptor activity
Source: RefSeq, a predicted model, not a curated record
GAUAAACUCGUAGCCUUCCUUUCCUCGAAGCAACUACAAUCCGUUCUGCCGCGACUUUGUGAACUUGAGGAACAAACGGCAGUGUUGUGAUUUAGUAUUUGUUUUGUGUGAGCGCGUCUUGUAACGGCCUGCGCAGUGAAGAAUACUCAAGCGUGGAUGAAACAGCGCGUGUGUGUGUGUGUGUGUGUGUGUGUUCUUCCCUUCCGGAGGUUGUCGCGCCAUCACGUUGAAGGACAAAGCAGUCAGAGGAAGUAAAUGGUUUUGCGUUGCUUUCAGAAAUACUCCACACGGACGCUGGGAGUUCAAUAAGACGCCUGACUGGACUUGGUGAAUGCGACAAAGAAAAGGUGUUUGAAAAUAGGUGUAACAGAUGAAGAAAAAGGGAAGAACUGUAGUUUCUGAUAUAAUGCGUUCAAGUUAACUGCAUACUCUUUGGAGGUGCUGCUACUACUACUACUACUACUACUACUACUACUGUCACUUCUACAUCACUUCUUCUUUCACUAGGCAGGAGAAAGUCACGCAUCACCAUCAUGAGAACUCACCUGACAUACCUGUACAUCCUUACCUGGCUGACCUUCAACCUGGCCAAAGAGGGCAGGACCGAGGCGUCGGGCUGCGGGGAGGGCUGGCAGGUCCUCGGGGUCCAGUGCUACCGCGUCGGGAGAGAGCCAGCCAGCCGCCAGCACGCCGCCGCCUCCUGCAGGGCUCACGCCGCUCACCUCACCUCCGUGCACUCCGGGGCCGAGACCGCCUUCCUCCAGACGCUGCUGCAAGGAGGCUCCGACGGGGUGUGGCUGGGUCUAGUGGCGGAGGACGAGGACGAGGAUGCUGAGUGGUCGUCGCUGGCGGGGGUGUUGGGGAGGAGGUCGUGGAGGUGGUCCGAUGGUUCGCCAGUCUCCUAUUCUAACUGGGCAACUCCAAACCAUCCUCCAAAAUCACCGGGUUGCAUCAGUCUGAGCCACCUCACCGCGCACUGGCUGCCCGCCCCUUGCCACCACCUUCAGGAGUACGUGUGUAAGAGGCCUUGUCAGCACUGCCAGCCCACGAAUGUCCUUCACUUAGAGGAUAUAGACAGUUCAGGCUCAGGGGAGGAGGUGGGCAGCCCGGGGAGUGAGGAGAGCCUGAACAGCCUGGCCAGACCGCCCCUAGCUUGGUCCUUCCCGUCGCCUGCGAGCCUUGAAGGGGAGCACAAGAAGAGGAAGAAGGAGGAGGAGGAAGAGGAGGAGGAGGAGGUGGUGGUUAGCCCGUUCCACCCAUCCACCACUAGGACAGAAUGUGGAAAGGCGUGUGGGAGAACCUUCUACAGGCUGUCCACGACCCCCAAGGCAUGGCGGGAGGCGCGGGAAGACUGUCUGGCGGGGGGCGGGGGGCUGGCGGCGGCGGUGAGGAGCGUACCCCCCAAGCUGGCGCUGAGGCUGGGGGCGUUGCAGGGGCCCGUUUGGGUGGGGAGCGGCGCCCCCCACACUUGGACGCCCUCUUCUCUAACCAGGGUGAAGGCAGGGGCGUCUCGAGGCCUCCCUGACGACCCCUGCCGCGUGGCCGUGCCCGGGUCAGGCCGCUGGACCCCCGCCCCCUGCCGCCGCCGCCACCAUUACCUUUGUGAAUACACACACCGACAGACCACCAAAACAACACCCAGCACCACCCACGCCCCCCGCGCCGUCCAUUUAUCCGCCCCCUCCACGCCUCGCGACCCCUGUGCCCCAGACUGGCUCCUCUCUGGGGGGCUUUGCUACAGGGCUUUCUCGACGUGGGUUACCUGGGAGGCUGCGCAGAACACCUGUAUCAACCACGGGGGUCACCUGGCGACUAUUGGUGACCCCUCCGAGCAGCUGGCCCUCCGCAGAUUGUCCCUGGAGCGGUUGGUCGCGAGUCCGUUGUGGGUUGGGCUGAGGCGCUCCCAGGAUCCUGCUGAAGGCUUCGUGUGGGUGGACGGGUCGGGCGUGGAGGCGUGGGUGUGGGGGCGGGGCCAGCCUGACCAGCAUUUGGGGCGGGAGGGGUGCGGGGCUCUCACGCUGCCUUCCCUCACCCUACAGGACGCCGUGUGCCUCGCUCGCAUGCCCUUCCUGUGUGAGGCGCCCCCGGGCAGCAACUUACCGCGGGCCCCAACACCAGCCCCUGCACCACCCCAGGACGAGCUGUGUGGGGAUGACCCGGCCUGGCAGCGCUUCGGGGCCCACUGCUACAGCGUGGUGGGCGCCGAGGAGCCUCUGCCGUGGUGGGAGGCGCAGAGGCGGUGUGUGGAGGAGGGAGCCGACCUGGUCUCCAUACACUCGCUUGAGGAGAACUAUUGGCUGCAGGAGAAGGUGAUGUCGUUGGGCGUGAGCGCGGUGUGGACUGGCGGGCGUGUGUGGGCGCAGGAGGAAGGGUACCGCUGGAUGGACGCCUCACCUCUCGCCUUCUCUAACUGGGCGCCGGGAGAACCCAACAACGUGCAUGACCAGGAGGAUUGCCUUGCCCUCUACACUCGUCGGCAGGGUUACUGGAACGACCAAAACUGCGGCACUCCUGAAGGACGUGUGUGUAAGCGACCUGUUGGUGAUGCCCGCCCCGUCGCCCCUGCCCCGACCCUCACCACCACCACUGCCACGUCCCAUUACUGUCACCCUGGCUGGACCGCUGCCCCUGGUGGCAAGUGUUACAAGUACUUCGGCGAGCCCCGGGACUUCGUGGGUGCCAGGGACGCCUGCAGGAGGGCGGGGCGAGGCGGUGACCUGGCCAGCGUGCACACCUCGGCCCAGGCAGCCUACCUCACCAUGCUCGGGGGCGGGGGCGCGGCGGGGGCGUGGCUGGGGCUGAGGCGGCAGGUGCGGGGCUUCCUGUGGGUUGACCAGACGCCCGUGAGGUACACCAGGUGGGCCGCGGGGGAACCAAGCGGCGCCCAGGUAAUGUUGGCGAGGCGGCGGCGGGGUCAGGCCGAGGAGUGCGUGGAGAUGCUAACCCAGGGUAGGGCGGGGCUAUGGAAUGACCUGACCUGCAGUGAGAGGCGACCCUUCCUGUGCCAGUCCCCUCAAGACCCAAGACCAGUGCACCCCAUCACCCCCUCCAGCUCCCCCGCCCCCCCGGAGAGCUGCCCCCCGACCCACCACCACUACCAGCGACAGGGGGAACACUGCUACCUGGCCGUUAACACUCCCCUCACUUGGCAGGCAGCGGAGGACACCUGUGCGGGGGAGGGGGCGCACCUGGCCACGGUGAGGACGAGGGGGGAGGCGGCGGCGGCGUGGGUGUCGGCACUGGAGGCAGAACUGAAGGACCCCUGGCUAGGACUUCACCGGCAGGACGAGACAAAGGACUUUACCUGGUCGAGUGGAUGGCCGCUUCUGCACGCCCCUUGGUCCAACAACAACAACAAAGACAACAGCAACAACAAUACAGAAGGGUCGUGCGUGGGUCUCCUCUCCUCCAGCGGGGAAUGGGUAACCGUCCCCUGCUCUUCCCCACGCCCUUUCCUCUGUCAGCUGAUGAUAGACUUGCCGGGAGUGAGUGUGUCGGUGGAGACUGCUUCGAACCCUUGCCCCGACCCUCGCUGGCUUGACUUCGGGGGCGCACACUGCUACCUCGUGGUGCGGGAACCCAGGCCCUGGCACGACGCCCGCCACACGUAA